GUCAGAACAGAAUGUCAAGCAGUCAAGGCUCGAGUUGCAGAGAGAGAGAGAGAGAGAGGACAUGGCGGAAGCAGAGAGCAGCAGCAGAGACAGCAGAUGGUAUCUCAAGGGAAUGACCGCUCUCGUCACCGGAGGAACCAGAGGCAUCGGUCAUGCCAUUGUUGAAGAAUUAGCUGGACUAGGGGCGACCGUACAUACAUGUUCUCGAAAAGAAGACGAACUCAAUGGGUGCUUGAGAGAUUGGGCAAGCAAGGGUUUUCGAGUCAGUGGUUCGGUCUGCGAUGUAUCGUCUCGACCACAAAGAGAAAAGCUUAUAGAAACUGUAUCCUCUGUUUUUAGUGGCAAACUCAACAUCCUUAUAAACAAUGCUGGAACAAAUAUAAGGAAACCAACCAUAGAGUACACAGCUGAAGAGUUUUCAACCCUGAUAGCCACCAACUUAGAAUCUGCUUACCAUCUUUGCCAACUGGCAUACCCACUUUUGAAAUUAUCGGGAGUGGGAAGCAUCGUGUUUAUAUCCUCUGUUGCUGGUGUGGUGGCACUGGGUUCUGGGACUGUCUAUGGAGCAAGUAAAGGAGCAAUUAAUCAACUGACGAAGAACUUGGCAUGCGAGUGGGCAAAAGACAAUAUCAGGACCAAUUGUGUAGCACCAUGGUAUAUCAGAACCUCACUUGUGGAACAUUUGCUUGAUAAUAAAGAAUUUUUAGAUACGGUAAUUGCUCGCACUCCUCUUCGGCGGCCCGGCGAACCAAAGGAGGUAUCAUCCUUGGUGGCAUUCCUUUGCCUUCCCGCAUCCUCUUACAUUACAGGUCAGGUUAUUUCUGUUGACGGUGGGAUGACUGUGAAUGGUUUCUACCCAACACAUGACUAGAAACAGUAACCUGCAACUUUAUCUAUAUACUGCAGAGGAUGCUCCAAUUUUUUUUCCUCUUUAAAUUUGUCUAUGCUAUCUUUUGAUUAACUACUAUUAUCAGAGUACAAUUAUUUCUCCGACACCUAUAUUAUCAUAAACAAUUGGAAUCACACGGCUCAAAGGGUGAUGAUGCCUAAGCUCAAAAUAAAUCUGUUAUGUAAUGUAUAUCUACAGAGCAUCUUGAUCUGGGACAAGUAAAGGCGUUUUGGUAAUGCUUUAUGAUUUA
Messenger RNA from Nelumbo nucifera (sacred lotus), 1139 nucleotides. Its product is annotated as tropinone reductase homolog At5g06060-like. Gene Ontology annotation, molecular function: oxidoreductase activity. Lineage: Eukaryota; Viridiplantae; Streptophyta; Magnoliopsida; Proteales; Nelumbonaceae. The record is from RefSeq and is a predicted model, not a curated record.